This is a messenger RNA of Trichoderma gamsii, 1188 nucleotides long. RefSeq lists its product as hypothetical. Lineage: Eukaryota; Fungi; Ascomycota; Sordariomycetes; Hypocreales; Hypocreaceae. The record is from RefSeq and is a predicted model, not a curated record. The transcript is spliced from 2 exons. The coding region runs from base 1 to 1188 and encodes 395 amino acids.
AUGCGCUCCCUCAUUGCGCUGCUGGCCACGGCGGCCCUCGUGUCUGCCGGCCCAUUCCCCAGAGACGACCAGAGCGACCUGGGCUACGCCUUUCUCUUCCAGCGCGAUGGCUGCGACGGCACGCCCUGCGGCUCCGACAGCCAGUACUGCUGCGACAGCACCGAGCUGUGCACCACGCUGAGCGGAAACGUCGCCACGUGCUUGGGCGGCUACGGCGCAUACACGAGCACCUGGACCGAGACGAGGACCUUCACCACCACCUACUUCACCCACUGGGCGCCCGUGCCCACGCCCACCGCCGGCGUCAAUUGCGUGCCGCAGGACUCUCAACAGGCGGCCUGCGGGGCCAUUUGCUGCGCUGGGUGGCAGACGUGCGCCUUCCAGGGCCAGUGCUCGGCCAAGCCUGGCUACGCCGAGCCCACGCCCGUGGUGAUCGUCACCGACGGCCACACCACGACGCAGUACUCUGCUCCGUAUCGAGUCACCGGAACCACGACCAUUACUAGUGUUCAGACGGGCACCAACACGGGCGCCUCUGCAACUGCCACCGGCGAUGGAGAGGCCAUUGGCGCCGGCAGCAAGACGACCAACGGCAACGGUCUUAGCCCCGGUGCCAUUGCCGGUAUUGUGAUUGGAACUCUGGUCGGCGUGGCCCUGCUGCUGCUUCUCUGCUUCUGCUGCAUCGCGCGGGGUCUCUGGGCUGCCAUUUUCGGCAAGCGACGCUCCAACGACAGCAGCGUCCGCGAGGAGGAAGUCAUCGAGGAGCGCUACUCCAAGGGCGGCAGCCGCGCAGCCUCGGCCUCGGCCUACUCUCGCCGCGAUCGCCACGGCGGCUGGUUUGGCGGCAGCAGCCGUCCGGCCACCUCUACCGUCGUCACGGAUCGUCGUGAGAAGCGAAAGAGCAGCAGCGGAGGUUGCUGGAAGUGGCUUGGAAUUGGAGCCGUGGCUGCGACUCUCUUUACGCUGCUUAACCUCAAGAAGGAUAAGCGGCCAAACUCUCGCAAGUCGCCCUCGCGGUACAGCAAUUCUUACUACAGCUAUUCCGACUAUACUCAGAGCAACACACCGGUCAGCAAAGAUCGCGCAGCCGCCGCAGCAGAUCCAGUCGGGGCGGACGAUCACAGUCACAACGAUACGCCAAGCGGCCAUAGUCUUGCUGCUCUUCUGGCUGCGACGUCCUGUACAUGA